Molecule: messenger RNA, 627 nt
Organism: Aureococcus anophagefferens
Lineage: Eukaryota; Pelagophyceae; Pelagomonadales; Pelagomonadaceae
Exons: 1
Coding region: 1-627 (208 amino acids)
Cellular component (GO): Golgi apparatus
Molecular function (GO): GTPase activity; GTP binding
Source: RefSeq, a predicted model, not a curated record
AUGGGGACGCGCGCCCCGGCGAGCGCGCCGCACCUCUUCAAGUACAUCAUCAUCGGCGACACGGAGGUCGGGAAGUCGUCCAUCAUGCUCAUGUUCACGGAGCAGCACUUCCAGCAGGCCCACGACAUGACCAUCGGCGUCGAGUUCGACUCGCGGUCCGUCCAGCUCAGCGACGGCAACCAGGCGAACCUCGAGAUCUGGGACACCGCGGGCCAGGAGAGCUACCUGUCGAUCACGCGGUCGUACUACCGGGGCACGGACUGCUGCCUGCUCGUCUACGACGUGACGCGGCGCGAGUCCUUCGACCACCUGCCCCGCUGGCUCAACGAGGCGAAGCAGAACGCGUCGAACCCGAACCUGGUCCUCAUGCUCGUGGGCAACAAGGCGGAUUUGGAGGGUUCCCGCCAGAUCUCGCGCGCCGAGGGCAAGGCCUUCGCGGACCUCCACGGCAUGCUGUUCGUGGAGCUCACGGCCAAGAACCAGAACCUCGUCGAAAGUGUGUUCGUCGAGAGCGCCCAGCGCGUCCUCGCGGUGCAGCGCGCGAACCCGCGCGCGAAAUCCGCCGCCGUGAAGUUGCAGCCGGAGUCGCGGGCGAAGAAGGACGACUUCGACUGCGGCUGCGGCUAG